Messenger RNA from Harpegnathos saltator (Jerdon's jumping ant), 5167 nucleotides. It is a transcript of the gene NSD, whose product is annotated as Nuclear receptor binding SET domain protein. Gene Ontology annotation, cellular component: nucleus. Gene Ontology annotation, molecular function: protein binding; histone methyltransferase activity. The transcript has 13 exons. NCBI's taxonomy places the organism in Eukaryota, Metazoa, Arthropoda, Insecta, Hymenoptera, Formicidae. The record is from RefSeq and is a predicted model, not a curated record. The coding region runs from base 279 to 4214 and encodes 1311 amino acids.
CGGGAAAAACGAACGCAGCUAUGUGGAUCGCCUAAAAUCGCGGGAAACGCGUCCUCUCUUCUAGAGGCCCGUGAGGUUCGCCCGUAAUUCCAUAUUAUUAACAGUUGCAGCGACUUGACUGGUGACAAGCAGGUUCGCGUGAAUGCUGGUGCCGUGUAGAAGUUAGUGUGGGGCUUUGGCUGAGGCAGAUUAAGUUAUUGGUGAAAGAGAAGGUAACCCUCGAAAAUCAGAGCGUUUGGAUUUGGAAAGUGUAAAGAUGAUUUACUAAUCGCUGCGUUAUGAGUACCAUCAACACAAGCACUAGCAAGGCAUCUACGCCAACUAGCCAUGCUCAGACAGAGACUGAAGAGCAAACCAAGGUUGCAGGCGAGGAUGCGUGUGAUAGUCAAGAGAGCUCGUAUGAUAAUAAUUGCCCUGAUAGCCAACUUGGUAGAAGCCGUUAUGGCAGAAAAAUUAAGCUCAAAUCUAUCAAUAUUGCUAAUUCGCCACAAAAUUCAACAAUGCCAAAGACACGUAGACAUCAAAACUCCACUGAUAAUAAUAAUGAAAAUAUACAUGAAAAUAAUGUAGGUAACACAGCAGAUGAAGCUAAUGACACUUCCACAAAUCCAAACAAAACAGAAGAGAACUUACCUUCGAGAACAAUUAGUCCUAUGGAGUGCAACUGGGUUGCAGGCCAUUUAGCAUGGGCUAGAGUUGGAAAUUUUCCAUUUUGGCCUUGUGUUGUAACACCUGAUCCAAAUUCAAUGAUAUAUUACAAAUUUAUAGCCAGGCGCAGAUCACAUAUAUUAAUGAUACAUGUUCAAUAUUUUGGUGACAGAGGACGUCACAGUUGGGUUUCUUCAAACUGUAUGAUGGAAUUUACAAGUCUUGCUGACUUUAAAAAAGUAGCAGAAUUAGCAAUAUUAGAUUCAAAAAAGAAAGCCCCUAAAUAUGUUGCAGCUUUUACUGUAAAACAAGGGAUCAAAUCGAAAUGGGAAAGUGCUGUCGAGGAAGCUUUAGAGGUAAAAUCAAUGACGAUUGAAGAGAGAGCUAAAACUUUCGCUCCAAAAGUUAAAGCCUCGAAAUCUACAAGUUCAAAAUCAUCUACCGUUGAUGAAAAGAGUAAGAAUAAUAAGAGAAAAAACUCGAACGAUCAAGAUGUCCCUGAUUCGAAACGCAUCAAGCACGAUAAUACGGAAAAGUCGCCGCGCAAAUCGGAAGGAACAAAAUUGAAAAGCUCACGAUUUAUUGUAAAUGGUAAAUAUGAUGCAAAACUAACUUCAGACGGUAGAUCUUCGUCUCCUUCGAGUCACAGAUCUCAAAACGACAAUUCCUCCAAUACAAAAGUUGAUAGAAACGAGGAGGAAGAAGAUGGUGUGUUCGAAAUUUAUUAUGAACGGAACAGAGAUAUGUUAGAGGACGAAUAUCCUGAUGCAUCAGAACAUGACAUUAAAAAGUAUUUACGAAAUACUUGGGACAACAUGGACCCGGCAUUCCGGAAAAAGUAUCGGUCGUACAUGACACGUGACAAUAGCGAACAUUCGAAAGAAAGUUCUUCAGAUCAUGACGAUCAUGACGAAGCAUCCGUAUGUACUGAUACGAGCGUGAAAGAGAGUAAAAAGACAAAAAAUAAGGUUGACAAAGAUGAGAGUUUAAUCUUAGAAACAAAACGAGCUAAACCGCAAAAUCUCUUUAAAGGUAUGAAACAGGAAAAGGUUUGUCAGAUUUGCGAAAAGACAGGCAAGCUAACGAGGUGUAAAGGGCCUUGUUAUUCUUAUUUUCAUUUGCCCUGUGUAAAACCUGGUGAAUCUAGUCCAGAGCAUUCUGUAGACGAUAAUACAUCGGAAGAUAAAAUAAUCGACGACGUAAACGUAAUUAAGAGAAGCAUCAAUGAUAGAGACGAUAAUGUUAAAAAUGAGGAACAAGAGGACGAGAUGUUCAAGUGUAUCGAUUGUCUGUCUGGAGUAGCGCCUGCUUGUUUUAUAUGCAACGAGAGGGAGGGUGACAGAAUAAGAUGUUCAGUAAUGGCUUGCGGAAAACAUUAUCAUUCCAUGUGUCUAAAAUCAUGGCCUCAGUCGCAUUGGCAAGGUGGACGUUUGACCUGUCCGUAUCACUUGUGUCAUACGUGCAGCUCAGAUAAUCCACAAGACAGUCACUCGCGCGCACCAAAUGAGAAAAUGGCAAAAUGUGUCCGUUGCCCAUCAUCUUAUCAUACAUCCACAUUGUGUUUACCAGCUGGCUCAGUGAUUUUGACUGGUAGUCAGAUUGUAUGCCCGAAGCACUACAAGGCGCAUCAUCCUCCAUUAAAUGCAGCAUGGUGCUUCUUAUGUACUCGCGGUGGUAGUCUUAUAUGCUGCGACACAUGUCCAACUUCGUUUCACUUAGAAUGCCUCGGUAUAGAUGCACCUGAUGGUGCAUUCUUCUGCGAAGAUUGCGAGACGGGAAGAUUACCUUUAUAUGGGGAAAUUGUAUGGGUAAAAUUAGGUAGUUACCGAUGGUGGCCAGCUCGUAUAUGUUAUCCGGUAGAAGUACCUGAUAAAGUAGAGGCCAUUCCACAUAGAGCUGGUACUUUUUGUGUAAUGUUUUUGGGAUCUUAUGAUUAUUAUUGGGUACACAGAGGCCGAGCUUUUUUAUAUCAAGACGGUGAUGCAAAUAUGACACCGGCUAUAGGUAAAAAGUCUUUUACAGAUAUAUAUCGGAAAGCUUUAGAAGAGGCUAACGAAAUACAUCAACAAUUAAAAGAGAAACGGUCUGCGACAAAAGAGCCAAAAGGAUUGAAGCCACCACCUUAUGUAAAAUUAAAAGUCAAUAAACCUGUUGGUAACGUCAAACCAGCAGAAGUCGAAAGUAUCGUUGCGUGUGAAUGCGAUCCGGCCUGGGACGAUCCUUGCGCACCAGGAACAGAUUGCUUGAAUCGCAUACUAUUGGUUGAAUGUAGCCCUGGUAUUUGUCCGGCUGGGUCCAAGUGCAACAAUCAGUCAUUUGUGUUGCGAAAAUAUCCAGCGAUGGAACCAUUCCAUACCACCGGUCGUGGUUGGGGUUUAAAAUCUCUGGAAGAUAUCAAGGCAGGACAAUUUGUGAUCGAGUAUGUGGGUGAGGUUAUUGACGAGGCAGAAUACAAGCACAGGUUGCAUAGAAAAAAGGAACUGAAAAAUGAGAACUUUUACUUCCUAACAAUUGAUAAUAACAGAACGAUUGACGCAGAGCCGAAAGGGAAUUUGAGUCGGUUUAUGAAUCAUUCAUGUGCACCGAACUGUGAAACACAGAAAUGGACGGUAAACGGCGACACACGCAUCGGAUUAUUUGCGUUACGUGACAUAGAAUCCGGAGAGGAGCUGACAUUUAAUUAUAAUUUAGCGUCCGACGGAGAAACUCGGAAAGCGUGCCUCUGCGGCGCGUCGAACUGUAGCGGAUUCAUUGGUUUGAAGGCACAGAAACAGCAAUUGCCAGCGAUGCAGCCAGCUGUGCAACCAAAAUCAACUCCACAACCAAAGAAAGUCGAAAAGACUCUCGAAAAGACUCUCUUACAUAGAAAGCUAGAAAAACGACACAAAAGAUCGAUAAAGUAUAUGUGUUGGCAGUGCGGGCAAGCAAUAUCAAGUUCGAGCGAACUGUUAAUCUGCCAACAAAGAACGUGUAAAAAAAAGUAUCACAGGACAUGUGUAACCUUCGAUGGCGUGGAAUCGAAAUUCAGUUGUCCCUGGCAUUACUGUUUAGAGUGCGGUCGUCGAACAUCAGCACAUUGUUCAUUCUGUAGCACUGCCUUUUGCCAAGUUCAUCUCGAUGGAAACUUGUUCGAACAUAGCGAAAAGAGUGGCGUGGUGUGUAAAUUGCAUGUAAAUGCGGAUGUACAGAAAUCUGUCGAGGGCGAGAAAGAAUAUUCGGAUAAUGAUAACGAUAACGAAACCGACAGAGAGUAUUCUUCCACGAGUUCAAGCUCCAAUAGUUCGAUUGUGAUGGAAAAAAUUACUACGCGAGAACCAUUACCAAGAGUUGCUAUCGUAGAGGUUCAUCUAAGCAGCGAAGAAAGUGAAGAAUCUCAAAUGGAGGAAGAAGAAAACAAUCUUGAGACUAGUUUUACAUCGUAUGAUAAAAAUUCAAUGGCAACGAAGAAAAAGACAUUUCAUCGUUUGUCUUUUAAAUUGCAGAAGAAAGAAAGUCAGGCAGAGGAAUUAAAUAAUCUUACAUCUAGUCAAUUGGAAGCUAUAAUUGGCGGUAGUUUGUAUGAAUAAACACUCCAUCACUAUAUAAUAAAUAACAUAUUUACACAUUAUAUAAAUAUAUAACAUAAAUAUUUCACAAUAUUUUGCAAUAUGCCUUUCUGUGACUUCUUUAAUAUAUGUUAUGUACCUAUUAAUCUCAAAAAUAAUUUGAAAAACAAAAUUGACAUUUGAACUUUUAAGUUGCAAGUAUUUAUUAUCAUAAGAAUAUUACAUGGUAACUAGUGCCUUGAUAAGACAAAAUAAGAAAACUUCUAAGUUCGAUUAUAUUUAUGUAUUAUAGAUUUCAUGUAUGUGAUAUAUUAUUCCUGGAAUUUUAUCGUCUAUUUAUUUAUAUCUAUUUAAGUAUAAUAUAAAUGCGUCAGAGCGAUGCACUGUAGGAUGCAUUGAAUUUAUAUUACUUCUGUAUCAAUUAUCUUAUAAACCGAGUUAAGCAAUAAACUAUCUUCACUGCCUUACAUUCGGGAAAAGCUUUAUUGAGCAGAAAUAAUAAGAUGUAAACAAUUAUGCUAUACAUAUUUUUCAAAUUUUACUUAGUAAGUUUAAAUUUUGAAAUUUAAACUUUAAAGUUUAAAAUUUGAGAUUUAAACUUUUUAAUUUUUUCCAUAAUAAAGCGCUUGUAGUGAAACAUCGUAGUAGAAGUCGUGUACAAAAUAAGUUCUGUAGCAUUAAAUUGAUAUAUAUAAACUGCGAAUGACGAACACAAAUAGUUAAUAAUUAUGCCACAAUCAUAUAAAUAUUUAAGAAAUCACAUGUACAUAUAAUGUACACAAAAUUAUUUGUAAAAAAUAAAAACUUCAGAAAAAAUCAAGUCGAAAUUCGAAAUUUAAAGAUGUGUAUGUAUAUGUAUACACACACACACACACAUUAUAUAUAUAUUAAUGCCGAAAUUUUUAUUAUGUAUACAUAUAUGUAAUUGUAAAGUACUUCCAGGUAUAAACAGGGAUAAAAAUUACAUAAAAUUA